Mya arenaria is the source of this 2678-nucleotide messenger RNA. RefSeq lists its product as uncharacterized. The transcript has 5 exons. Gene Ontology annotation, cellular component: plasma membrane. Lineage: Eukaryota; Metazoa; Mollusca; Bivalvia; Myida; Myidae. The coding region runs from base 947 to 2239 and encodes 430 amino acids. The record is from RefSeq and is a predicted model, not a curated record. Gene Ontology annotation, molecular function: calcium channel regulator activity; GTPase activity; GTP binding.
UAACUUUACCUGUACAACGAAUAGGGACUGUUCUUCUUUGACUCUUUUAAGACUUGUUAUAUUGAAAAUCAAUCAUUACAGACGUCGUGGGCUGAAAGAUAAUGACUGUGCCGGGGUCCUCAGCGGAAUAACCAGCCACAAUGUGCGACAUUUCUUAGAAAUUGCUGGACUUAAGCGACGAAAAGGUACAGGUUCCAAGACAUUAUCGAUCAUAUAUUUCAUUUCUUGGUGUUUCUCUUUAUAGAAUCACAACUGCAAGUUAUUUCUCCGGAUAAUUAUAAGUUUAAUGAUGAAAAUCAAUCUUUGGUGUAUAAAAUGACACAGUGCAAUGGAAUUAAAGUCAGUUUUUGAUGGCGUUUGAAUUGAUGUAAGGUUUCCGUAAAGGAUGGAUAAAGCAACUUGUGUCUACUGAAGAAAUACCUCAACGUCUGAUUGAACCAUAGGAUGCGCCAGGUGUUUACAACUACAAGAAUAUAAACAAGUUUGGAAAUACUGAUAUCACUCAUAUGAGUCAAGUUUGGAGAAAUACGUAGUACAUUCAUCAAGGUACAGCUGAACUGUACACGUGUAUCCUAACCUACGUAAUAUGCUCAAAUACAAUUAAGAAAGCCUGUCCAAUAUAUAAAGACAUUCCUUUUAUGAGUCCGUUGAGAGACAUAUAAAUACAAUGGUCUUGACCAUUAUGGUCAAAAGUGCGAACAAGAUGUCAUUAGUUAUAACAUUUAUAAUGAAUAAGUGCAGUACAUUGUAAAGAACUUAAUUAGCCAUAUUCGUAUUAUUUCUUCUUGGGCAUAUGCGUGUUCAUUCAGGGUUUGUGAUUAAUAAUCAGGCACAAUGUUACAAGACACAUUGGAUAAAUGUCACUGCAUAUUCAACUUAUGACAGAUUUCAGAUUUAAUAUCUUUUUAUAGUAUUUCGUAUUCCGUGUCCAACAAUUCAUCGUAAAAUGACAGAUUUAAUCUGUAAAACGGACGCGACACGCCUCCAAUAUUUAGAGAAAUGUAACAGUAGAAGCAUCAGCAGUAAUCAAUCGUGCCUAGAGAAGUCUACAGCUGUCGCGGGAGAAGUAGCAACAACUCCGCGUCAACUCGUGCAUUCGCCCUCCGGCCAUCGAGCGCGCGCGUACUCACUCCAUGCCAGCCAUAACGCCUUCAGGGAGAGGGCGAAAGAUCACCAUAACAGGACUAGGCGUAAAAGUAUCGGCUCCAGUGGAGCUAGCGAAACACACACAUUAGAAAGCUACCUUAGUGUGCCAUUGGAACAGGUUGACUUGGAUAAAUAUUUUACAUCUGGAAUGGAAACGCAUGGCAGUAACAGCGAUGAUAGCGGAAGUGAUGACAAUCCACGUAUUCGGCGGGCUAGGUCGUUCCGAGAGCGUCCGGAAAAGACCAGUGGAGAAUUACGUCGCGUUCGGUCAUUCAAAACGACGUCCAAGGGUUUAGUCAAUCGUGGUGAUUCGUUCAAAUCGCGCAAAACAACGGAAUAUGCUGGAUGUAAAAUUAAAACUGACGAACCAGUGAUAAUAAAACCUGAGCAGAAGACAAUCAGCAGUUACGUCAUACCUAAGCUUGUGAUGACACAGUCUGACGACCAACAGCGUUUUUUCCGGGUGUUAAUGCUUGGGUCAGCAGGAGUUGGGAAAUCGUCCAUUAUUGACCAAUUCAUGACGUCCGAGUUUCUAGGAAGCGGCAGUUUUAGUAUAUCCCAGUCGGAGGACGAACGGGCGGUUACCCUGCAGGUUGACGGGGAGGAAUCAACACUCGAAUUCCUCCAGUCUGAGGAUUUUCAGGAAAACAUGGAGAACCUGUCCCUUGACGCCUUCCUGGUAGUGUAUUCUAUUACGGACCGGAGCAGUUUUGACCUGGCGGUCGAGGUCCUCAAACAAUUGCGGGAGGAGGUUGGAGCUUAUAAGGCCAUUAUCCUUGUCGGGAACAAGUCCGAUCUCGUCAGAAAACGAACCCUUUCCGCCGACGAAGGACGGGCUGCCGCCGACGGUUACGACUGCAAAUAUAUAGAGACGUCGGCAGCUCUGAACCAUCGAGUGGAUGAGCUGCUCGUCGGCAUUCACAAACAAAUCAUGCUGAAAUUCCAGUCCGUCUCAAGCGAAGAUCAAAACAAUCAUGUGGCCAAGCUAAAAACGAGGAAAAGUUCCUUUAAAAAGACAAAACGUUUCCUUGAGAAAAUAUUCCUCGGCUCUUCCGGAAAGGACAAAAAGACAGAAAACCUUUACGUUGAUUGACACUUGAUGCCUCUGAUAUGUGCUAUUGUUAGAACGAUGAACAUUUAAUACUGAUGGGACCAUUAAUGGAUUUAUCACAAUUCGUGUCUCCCAUUAUUUUGAUUGCGUCUGACGUGUUGUUGAAUUUGAACAAUCGGAUAUAUAAGCGCAGGACAUUGUGGGUCCUUUUAUUCAAUAAAUAGGUCACCUUUAAAGGUUUUGCUAUCUUAUAUACAUCGAUGUUUAUUAAUGAUGACGUAUUUCUAGAAGUAUUUGAAUUUGGAUGUGCGUCAGUCAUCAGUUAGGUGUUAACACUAUAUUGCAUUGAUGAAAUAGCAAUAAGAAUAACAUGCCUACAUGGUGUUAGUUGUAGUAUUUGAUGAUACCACUUUUUGUUUGAAUGUGUGAUUUUUAAUUAUAAAUAAUAAAUAACUAUAUCAAAUAAAUACAAAUAGCUUCA